Messenger RNA from Jatropha curcas, 1669 nucleotides. Its product is annotated as Phospholipid/glycerol acyltransferase family protein. Gene Ontology annotation, biological process: phospholipid metabolic process. NCBI's taxonomy places the organism in Eukaryota, Viridiplantae, Streptophyta, Magnoliopsida, Malpighiales, Euphorbiaceae. The record is from RefSeq and is a predicted model, not a curated record.
UCUGAGCCCUUUUAACCAAUUUGAUAGUAAUUGCAUACGUGCGCCCUACGCACGUCGGCGUACAUUUUGUCUUCACACAUAUCAAAACCUAACAGCCUUCUUCUUUUGCUUCCUUUUCUGAACACUCACCUCCUGCUUUCCUGCACAUUUCGAAACGAAAGCGAUCAUUUAAAUCUCUGAAACUUCACCUACAAAUCUAAUCUCAUAUACAUAAAUGGCCGUACACAGGAUCGAAAGAGCAGAUCUAUGGAAGAACAAUGCGCGAGUACUUCAGCUCCGCCUCAAAGAGCGGUUCCGAGUGGCGGUGGACAGGCAUCGUCCACCGAUAUUUGCCGAUGGUUACUUCUCGUCGAAGGUAAAUCGGUGGCUCACUCGCUUCCGUGACUUUCGCGAAGGUUCUAUGCAGUCUUCUUCAGCCUUUUAUCGUAAAAGAGUUAGUAAGGACUUCAAGAUUGAAGAUGAUUCUGUGAUCGUUCGCAUGCUUCAGUCUGUUGCUGUUCCUCUCAUUGGAAAUAUGUGUCAUAUAUUUAUGAAUGGCCUGAAUCGUGUUCAGGUGUAUGGGUUAGAGAAAUUACAUGAAGGAUUGCUUCAUAGGCCCAAGAACAAGCCUCUCUUAACGGUUAGCAAUCAUGUUGCUUCUGUGGAUGAUCCAUUUGUUAUUGCUUCACUACUCCCUCCAAGAGUGCUUUUAGAUGCUCAUAACUUAAGAUGGACACUUUGUGCAUCUGACCGUUGUUUCCGUAAUCCUGUGACUUCUGCAUUUUUUCGAUCUGUCAAAGUAUUGCCUGUCUCUCGCGGGGAUGGAAUUUAUCAGAAGGGCAUGGAUUUGGCUAUAGCGAAGUUGAAUAGUGGUGGAUGGGUUCAUAUUUUCCCAGAGGGAAGCCGGUCUCGUGAUGGUGGAAAAACUAUGGGAUCUUCGAAGAGAGGUGUUGGGAGGUUAGUCCUUGAUGCUGAUACUGUUCCAAUGGUCAUCCCAUUUGUACACACUGGGAUGCAGGAAAUCAUGCCUAUAGGAGCCAACUUCCCAAGGAUUGGCAAGACGGUGACCGUGCUUGUCGGCGACCCCAUCCAUUUCGAUGAUUUGCUUAAUGCAGAAGGAAUAGAAGACAUAUCAAGAGGAAAGCUAUAUGAUGCUGUAGCUUCUAGAAUUGGCAGUCGACUACUUCAACUCAAAGUUGAAGUCGAGAAGUUAGCAAUUGAACAGUCUAUCAGGCUGCAACAUCCUGAUGCAGGAAGCACAGAGAGAGCAGCUGCCAAUAUGUUACAUCAAGUUGAUUGGGACUCAUUUGGUAUGGGAGGCAACGAGUUUACUGAAGAUAGUAAAUCGAGAUCUGAAAUCCAACCAAAGCCAAAUGUUCUCUCUCAUCAGGAUUCCGUUUCUUCUGACAAAUAUAUUAUUAGAUCACCGGAAUCUGGAAUUAUUUCAAGGAUGCAUGCUUAUAUGGACUCAACUGAGCUACUAGGUUUUGCAGCCAGAGGUUUAUUUAUGAAACUUAGGGAAGGGGAAAAUAAUCCCAGUGUUACAGAUACAAACCCACUGAGAGCAUGGAAACAGUAUUUCAAUGCGAGCCUACUAAAAUGGAAUAGUUGCUAACAAAAUUACUUGGCAGUGCAUACAGUAGUUAAAAAUUUUGAUUUUAGUGUAAAUAAAAUGAGAUUUUGAUCGGAA